AUGUCUUCGUCCUUAACCACCAUGACCUCCAACCACCCAGAUGUUCCCUCAAAACGGCGUCGAACAAGCAGCAUUCCCAAUGCAAAUGGGAUGACCCAACCACAGCUUGUCUCCCAGAACCCGAUUCCUGUGGAGGGAUCUCCACAACAAGGGCUCUCCCCAGUCUCCCCGCAGCCGUCAUCUACGCACAUUCCAAAACGAGGUGCACGAGCUUGCACCGCAUGCAGAAAGGGUAAAAACAGAUGCGAAGGCGAGCCCCCCUGCCGUCGAUGUAGACAGAACAAUACACCCUGUAUAUUCGAGAAGCCGGAGAAGAAAGCUAUCCAGCCAUUGCCCACUGCGAGCGUCGAGCGUUUGACCCGUCUCGAAGGGCAGUAUUUGGUUAUGCAAAGCCAGAUGAUUGGAAUGCAGUCCUCAUUGGACCGCAUUUUAUCCGCCAUUCAACAACCCAACAACCAGCAACAACACCAGGCCUAUCAGCAGUCUGUCGACGCAGGACCUAGUCGCGAGGGCAACCUCAGCUACCAGCAGCGUAGCCAGUUUCCUCCACUCCCAGGUUUUGCUCCCCCACCACAUAAAUAUGCCACCUAUGGCAUCGUACCCAGCACCAUUUCGUCAUCCGAUGAUGAAUCCGAGGGUACACUGCCACGCGCUACCAUUGGUACACCUAUCGAGGCUCUCCAGGGCCUUGCCAAUGCUGCUGCAGAAGCAGCGGCAGCCCCGUGUGCUGCUUCACCAACAGUGAAAAAGCGACCGCGGCCUGAGCCUAUUCCCCGAAAUGCUUUCCCUCAUGUCGUCGAAAAAGGAUUGGUCUCGGAAGACGAGGCAAGACAACUCUUCAGCAUCUUUUUUACAGGUUGUCAUUUGUUCAUCCCAUUAUUCGAUCCGAGUUACGAUACCUUCGAAAGUCUCAUGGAACGUACUCCUUGGACCUUUGAUUCUAUCCUCGCAAUCUCGUCGAAAGUCAAGAGCGGAAAUGGACCGCUGCCUCCUACUUUUUACAAGUGUUUGGAGGAAGCACAGGGUAUCGCAAGGUCGUCCCUUUUCUGUCCUGUCGUUAGAAAGGAAGCCGUAAUAGGGAUGUUGUUACUUGCUGCUUGGAGCACCAAUGGCUGGCUUCCGAGCGGCCAUGCGAUGCGCAUAGCCCUAGACCUUGGCUUACACCGUGCCCUUGACAAGCUUAACGACGAUAGUGGCAAGAAAAGAUCGGACGAGGAAGAGAGAGACCUUGUUGUUGCGGCACGAAUUUGGUUAUGCCUUUAUUGGUUCGAUCAUCAAAUGAGCUUGGGGACUGGCAGGCCUAUUCUCUUGCGAGACGAGAGUUCUAUUAAACACUGUCGUAUUCUCCUGACACAUCGCAUGGCGUCCCCGACGGACAUCCGACUUAUAUCAAUGGUUGAGCUUAUCGGUCAAAAGACUCAGAUAUACGAGACGCUUGCAACUCUCAAUGGACAUAUCAAUCACAACACACUUGCCUUCAUCCGAAGGGCCAAUGCUGCCCUUGACAAAUGGUUUGCCGACUGUGACGAGCUCCACCGCCAGGCGAUGGAUGAGGAAUCUCUGAUUCGCAAGAUUCUUGUGAGUGAGCUUCAUUAUGCCAAGUUGUGGCUCGUCUGCGUUGCGUUGCGCGGUGUGUCAUGGGACAAGAUGUCUUUUGAGCAGCGAGAGUUGGCUUUUCAGGCCAAAGAUGCGGCUUUCAAUUGCUUAUCGGUCUUUUUAGAUUCAGCCGAGUAUAGAGCUGCUCUUCGAUAUGCAGUACACGACAUUCUCAUCAUGCUCGCAUUUUCUGGUCUUUUCCUGUUGAAGGUGGCCAGUCUCUUCCAUUCCGAGGUGGAUUUAGCCGCAAUCAUAGGACAAGUCGAACAGUUAGCUCAGCUAUUAUCUGGUGUUGCAGCAGAGCGUUACGCACUCCCUUUACGCAUCAUGCUCACGAACCUCCGCCGCAAACUGGGAAUGAUUCCAGCUACUCACAACAUGCCUCCACCCGUCCCAGAUGGCAUGCCUGCUGCACCAUGCGUUGAUCCGCAGAUUUCGCAAAGCGUUAUGCCGUCGUUGACAGCAGAGGAACUGCGUCUCACGCAUCAAGGGAAUGAUUUCGGCUCAUCAAAACCUACCGCGAUUCCGUUAUGGUUGCAAGAACAGAGCCUUGAUGACCUUGGCCUUCCGGUAAACGGAUCGGACGGUAUCUUUCUGACUAUAAGUGACACGGACGGGUGGUUUGGGGAACUUGUUCCUGUGCCUGAAGCCUGGUGAUGAAAUUGUUUUCACUUCCAUCUUUGCUGGUCUGUUUUGAUCGUCCAGAUGCCCACAUGAUUGGUUGCGAAAAUCAUGUAUCUUUGUUUACUCCUUAACUGACUGUUAUGUACGAUCUCUUAUUUUCACGUCGUUUAGUUGCCUCGCAGAAGCCCUCCUGCAGGGUGUCCGCAUCUAUUCUUGGGUAUCGAUAUUAUGGGUACGAUGUAGCGUCAUGUGAAAUAUACUUCCGAGGGUAGAAAACGCAAGAUAUCAUGAAUUCGUUCAGACUUCAUCGGUCAUCCUCAGAAGUACAAUUAAAUGUGCUAAAGCGGGCUGAAGAGGAAGGGAAAAGAGUCCACUACAUUGCCUAAAACCACAUGAUUAUCUGGAGCCUAUCAUUCCUCAUCUCCACUGUCUUCCUGUUCUUGGAGGAACUGGGC
Pisolithus orientalis is the source of this 2675-nucleotide messenger RNA. RefSeq lists its product as uncharacterized. Lineage: Eukaryota; Fungi; Basidiomycota; Agaricomycetes; Boletales; Pisolithaceae. Gene Ontology annotation, biological process: DNA-templated transcription; regulation of DNA-templated transcription. The record is from RefSeq and is a predicted model, not a curated record. The transcript is spliced from 17 exons. Bases 1 to 2253 code for a protein of 750 amino acids. Gene Ontology annotation, cellular component: nucleus. Gene Ontology annotation, molecular function: zinc ion binding; DNA-binding transcription factor activity, RNA polymerase II-specific; transcription cis-regulatory region binding.